GAAAUGUUUGCGCUUGGACCAAAACCAAAUUGAUAAACACCACUGUCUUGUUUCCUUGAAUUUUUGCUAUUUCACUGAUAAAGGAGUUAGCAUACUUUGAUUUUAUAGUUCGCUAACAGUAAUUAUAAAUUUAUUUUACAAGACGAUAUACAAAAGCCGCCAAAAUUUCUUACUACUCCAAGUAUAACGGCAAUCUUACCACCAUGGCUAAGCCAGUAUUGUAUUCAUACUGGCGAAGCUCAUGUUCCUGGCGUGUGAGAAUCGCGCUAAACCUCAAGGAGAUACCCUACGAUAUAAAGGCUGUUAGCCUCAUCAAGGGUGGUGGUGAACAACAUUGCAAUGAGUAUCGGGAUGUCAACCCUAUGGAGCAAGUUCCCUCACUUUGUAUAGAUGGACAUACAUUUAUAGAAUCUCUAAGUAUAAUGCACUAUCUAGAGGAGACAAGACCACAAAGACCCUUAAUGCCUCAAGACUGUUUCAAGCGGGCCAAAGUUAGAGAGAUUUGUGAGGUGAUAUCAUCCAGCAUUCAGCCCCUCCAAAACCUGAUAGUGCUGAUUUACGUUGGCGAGGAGAAGAAGAAGGAGUGGGCUCAGCACUGGAUCACACGAGGGUUCAGGGCCGUUGAGAAGUUGCUCUCAGCAUCUGCUGGAAAGUACUGUGUGGGGGACGAGAUCACAUUAGCUGAUUGCUGCUUGGUGCCGCAGGUGUUUAAUGCUAGAAGAUUCCACGUGGACCUGCGGCCGUUCCCCAUAAUCCUGCGCAUCGACCGCGAGCUGGAGCAGCACCCCGCAUUCCGCGCCGCACACCCGUCCGCGCAGCCCGACUGCCCGCCCGAGGUCGCCAAGUGAACCCGAGGUCGCUACUACCGAUAGCUAUGCCACUCAACACUCAACUGUGCUGAUUAUAAUGUCGAUAAUUAUGGCAACACUCAAGUGUACUGAUGGUAAUAUCGAUAGUUAUGGCAACACUCGGGAUUAUCGAUAUUACCGAAACUAUCGAUACUAUCUAACUAUCGAUCGAUAGUUAAUUAUGAAACUAUAAAUAGUAUUGAAGAAUAAACAAUCGAUAGUAUUAUUCUUGUCGAUUGUAUUAUUGCUAAUAAAUAUUGGCGUCAAAUUUUCAUGUCGCCUAUAGGUAUCGAACAUGACUUUCACGACUACCUACUGAUAUCAUGUGGCAAAUACUCUAGGGAACUAUCGACAGCUCAAAAUAAGACGAUACUAUCGAUACUAUUUAGCUUUAACUUCGAUAUUCUAUUGAAUAAUUGUUCGAUAGUGGAUUAUCGAUUAGCAAUACUAGCCUACACCUUGUGUUGUCCGGAUCAGAAAUUGUUUUUUAUGAAUGCAUACAUGGAUUUUUGUACUAGAUUUAAUGACGGCUCAUCGACUAUACCCCGCUGUUUGUGUAUUUUUAUUGUAAUAUAAACUUUAAAAAUCAACAUCAAAGCACAAUACAAAUUCCUUAUAGAAACUUUGGUCGAGGGCUAUCGAUUCUAAUAAAAUCAAUAUGGUUACUUGAGUCGAAACACGAGAUCAUUCGUUUAUCGAUCGCCGAGUGAUUUUUUUUAUAGCCAGCACAUGUUUUUGUUUAAAAUACAUAUAUGAAAAUUUUGUUUUUUACAUACAAAUAUAUUCUUUAUUGCGGCAAUAUUUUUUUAUGUUACACGAAUAAUUUAGGUACUCAUUAUUUACAUAAGUGAUACUGUAUUUUUUUUAUUCUCUUUUUCGGUAUUUUCCCUGAAAAAAAGGAAUAAGAACUUUAUAACUUAACUUUUAACUUAAGAUUUAAAAGCUUCAUCAAGCAAGGUAGAAAUAAUCUAGUCUUAUUUCUGUUAAUUCAAAGGGGUUUUGGGUGGUUCCACAGACCAUUGUUCUAAAGGCGUUUCGACCGCUGCGGCCGCGCUUUCAUUACGAUCCGUCAAUAUUAUUGAAGAAGGAAUAAUUUCCAAAAUUAAUCAUUUAUAAAAUUUACUUUACCACAGCACAGAUUAAUUAUUUUAAUGACUGAGAGUAAAACUAAUUCACGUCUUUGUUAAAAUUUUAAAAAUUAUAAUUACAGCGCGGCCGCAUCGGUCGAAACGCUCAAAGAACCUUUUAUAAGAUUUUUACAAACACGUAUUAUGAUAAAAAUUAAAUUGUAUCUCUUUCAUUGGGUAAGUAUUGUGCCAUUCCAUCAUUAUAAUAAGUGUAGAAUUUUUUGUUGUGUAUAUUUGGAUAUUAUAAUUUUUAACAUGGUUAUAUUAUACUUUAAUGUACAUUUUAUUGUGUUGUUUGAUAUUUAUUUCAUAGGAAAUAAAAAAUCGCUUUUACUAACAAAA
This is a messenger RNA of Plodia interpunctella (Indianmeal moth), 2317 nucleotides long. RefSeq names its product probable maleylacetoacetate isomerase 2 (gene GSTz1). Bases 204 to 848 code for a protein of 214 amino acids. The record is from RefSeq and is a predicted model, not a curated record. Gene Ontology annotation, biological process: L-phenylalanine catabolic process; glutathione metabolic process. The transcript has 5 exons. Lineage: Eukaryota; Metazoa; Arthropoda; Insecta; Lepidoptera; Pyralidae. Gene Ontology annotation, cellular component: cytoplasm; mitochondrion. Gene Ontology annotation, molecular function: maleylacetoacetate isomerase activity; glutathione transferase activity.